This is a messenger RNA of Trypanosoma cruzi, 1122 nucleotides long. RefSeq names its product O-sialoglycoprotein endopeptidase, putative. The transcript has a single exon. Bases 1 to 1122 code for a protein of 373 amino acids. The record is from RefSeq and is a predicted model, not a curated record. NCBI's taxonomy places the organism in Eukaryota, Euglenozoa, Kinetoplastea, Trypanosomatida, Trypanosomatidae. Gene Ontology annotation, biological process: tRNA threonylcarbamoyladenosine modification. Gene Ontology annotation, cellular component: cytoplasm; EKC/KEOPS complex.
AUGCUCAGAACCGGCACCAGGCGGAUCCUCGCAUUAGGCAUUGAGGGAAGUGCAAAUAAAAUAGGGGUGGGAAUUGUGGAUGAGGCGGGCAAUGUGCUCUCGAACGAGCGCGAGACGUACAUCACCCCUGCUGGGACUGGUUUUUUGCCGCGGGAAACGGCACAGCACCACACGACGCACAUCCUGCGCCUGGCGCAGGCCGCUUUUGAAACCGCGCAGGUGCGUCCCUCUGAUAUCAGCGUCAUCUGCUACACUAAGGGACCAGGCAUGGGGGCGCCACUCGCGGUAUGUUGCACGGUUGCCAAAACUCUCUCGUUGUUGUGGUCUGUCCCACUGGUUGGUGUGAAUCACUGCAUCGGGCACAUUGAGAUGGGGCGUGUUGUAACGGGGAGUAAUAAUCCAGUGGUACUGUACGUGAGUGGGGGCAAUACACAGGUGAUUGCGUACGCGGAACACCGCUACCGCAUCUUUGGGGAGACCAUUGACAUUGCAGUGGGGAACUGUCUUGACCGCGCAGCGCGGUUCCUUGGACUCCCCAACGACCCCGCUCCCGGUUACAACAUAGAACAGUGCGCCAAGCGUGGACGCCUCUUCAUUGAACUUCCUUACGUUGUGAAGGGGAUGGAUAUGUCUUUUAGCGGCCUUCUCUCCUUUAUGGAGGCACUUCUGCAGCAUCCACAAUUUAAAGACAGAGAUAAGUGUUCAUCCGCAUUGGCAUCCUCCGUGUCUUUGUCCACACAGCGGCGAACACUGCCCAAUGGAGUCUUGUGUGCUGUGGAUGAGCCUUUUGGCAUUGAUGAUAUCUGCUACUCCCUACAAGAAACAAUUUUUGCUGUGUUGGCGGAAGUAACAGAGCGAGCCAUGUCGCAAUGCGAAUCCAACGAGGUCCUCAUUGUCGGUGGUGUCGGAUGCAACCUUCGACUACAAGAAAUGAUGCGGCAGAUGGCAACGUCUCGUGGAGGCCGUUGCUUUGAUAUGGACGCACGAUACUGUAUUGACAAUGGCUGCAUGAUUGCCUACGCUGGCCUCCUGGAAUACAAAGCCGGCGGAUUUACAUCACUUCCGAACGCAACCAUCACGCAACGAUUCCGAACUGAUGAAGUAAAUGUCUCGUGGCGAUGA